UCCUUCUGCAUGUAAUGUUCAUUCCUUCAUCGAAAACUCCAAAGGAACAGAGUUGUGUUGUUGUUGUUUGCAUACACUCCGUUGUGUCAAAGUCACAUGUUGCCAUGUCAACGGCGUCGUAAACAUUGUCCGUUGUAUUAUGAGUCUAAACACUGACCUGCUAGAGAAACUGGAGGAGUUGAUUGAAAGUACAAAACUCGGUGAUGACUCGGAAGAAAAGAAGGCGAAGGAGCCGUCCAGCUGCAACGAGCCACCGCAUCCCACAUACGAAAUCAUUCCAAAAUUCUACCAUAAAUUGCCGAAAAAUGCGGACAAUUUAGCUCAGAAACUUCGUGAGGAGGCGAGAUCCUUGUUCCUGCAGAAACGAACCAAGGAAUUGCUUGAUAAUAACGAACUGAAAAUCCUAUGGGGAAUCCUCGAAAGGAACCAUACUCAAAUUACUCCGCUGGGUGAGCAGUUAAUUGGGUACGACGACUACCUGAAGGUUAUAGAGGAGUCCGGAGAGAAGUGUCGGAAGUACCUGACUGCUUCCUUGUUCGCUCGGUUGCAGACUUCUUGUGGAUAUCCAGGGAAAGUGAGUAUAACGUCAGUGUUCAAUUAUACGAUGCGGAAGGUGUGGAUGCAGCAGACACGGAUCGGGUUGUCCUUGUACGAUUACACAGGACAGGGUUUCCUGAGGGAGACGGACCUGGAAAACUACAUUCUAGAGCUCAUUCCUACCCUCCCUCAACUGGAGGGCCUCGAACACUCCUUCCACAGCUUCUAUGUAUGCACAGCUGUCCGAAAGUUCUUUUUCUUCCUCGACCCAUUGCGUACGGGAAAGGUUCGAAUUCGCGACAUCCUUGCCUGUGGCUUUUUGGACGACUUACUAGAAUUGCGGGACGAAGAAACGCCUAAAGAAUGUCAAGAAUUAAACUGGUUCUCCGCUACGUCUGCCCUGACUGUUUACGGCCACUAUCUGAAUCUCGAUAAAGAUCACAAUGGAAUGCUGAGCAAAGCGGAACUGGCGGGCUACGGUUCCGGAACGUUGACUAACGUGUUUUUGGAUCGAGUGUUCGCAGAAUGUCUCACAUACGACGGCGAAAUGGACUACAAAACUUAUUUGGACUUUGUUCUGGCUUUGGACAAUCGACACGAGCCGCAGAGCUUGCAUUAUCUUUUCCGCAUUUUGGAUGUGGAGCACAAAGGUUACCUGACGGCGUUCACAUUGCAUUAUUUUUUCAAAGGCAUUCAGGAGCAAAUUGUUGCUCAUAAAGCUGAGCCGGUGAAUUUUGAAGAUGUGAAGGACGAAAUUUUCGAUAUGGUGAAGUCUGAAGAUCCUACGAAGAUUACUUUGAAAGAUUUGAUUAAUUGUGGACAGGCUGAAACCGUGGUUUCGAUUCUCAUUGAAUUCCACAAGUUCUGGGCGUACGAAAAUCGAGAAGUAAUUGUUGCAGAGACCGCGUCCGACGAUGGAACGCACAAUGUGUGAUUUUUUAUACGAAACGAGAGCCACCGAGAACAAUCAUGUACUUAUUUUUGUAUUUGAUACUUUUCUACACAAUUCCUUGCCUUACAUUCCAUAUUAUAAUUCCUAGUAAUAGAGACUUUUGAAAAUAAAAGCAAAAGUUAUUUAAGAAAAA
This is a messenger RNA of Hermetia illucens (black soldier fly), 1622 nucleotides long. RefSeq names its product serine/threonine-protein phosphatase 2A regulatory subunit B'' subunit gamma-like. Gene Ontology annotation, biological process: B cell homeostasis; T cell homeostasis; regulation of dephosphorylation. The transcript has 3 exons. The record is from RefSeq and is a predicted model, not a curated record. Gene Ontology annotation, cellular component: centrosome; spindle. Bases 140 to 1471 code for a protein of 443 amino acids. NCBI's taxonomy places the organism in Eukaryota, Metazoa, Arthropoda, Insecta, Diptera, Stratiomyidae.